AUGUCUUCAACCGUCUCAUAUCUUUUUGCCGUCUACUUUGUAUCAAUACUAUUUGCCAAGUUAUUACAUUUGUAUAUCCACAUUCACUCGAUUGCCGUCAUUGACUUCAUUGUCUACCUACCGACAUUUUUUCUUCAAGAUUUCUUUUUAGUUCUCUUGGGCCGUUUGUUAUUGCGUCGAGAGCGAACAAUUGCUUCCUUUGCUGGUUAUUUUCUUGGUUGCAUUCUUACUCUAAUAACAUUCGUUGCUGCUGCAUCUGAACUCGGCUUCCACUACAGAACAGGCGGCGAAGUCGAAUGGAGCGAUGCUGGCGAUUUUGCCAAUGAUGAAGGUCUCAAUGUUCUCGUUAGCGAAAGUAGCAGUGUGGUGGUUUCUGCAUUGAUUAUUCUCAUUGUUUCGUGGUUCCCUCAAAACUACCUCUACCGAACCGUUGGUAACGUGGUAACUGGCCUUGGAAAGCGCAUUGCUUCGGUAUCAAGACAUAUACGGAGAAAGAUUCGCCCCCAACCCCAAAAUCAGCAUGAUCCUGAAAACGCCGAACCCUUCCUUCAUCACACCAACAGCGGAGAAUCUCUUCCGAGCACUGGCAAUGCAUCGCCCAACCCGAGCUACGAAGGAGAAGAGAAGGAUUCAGAGGAAGGCGCAUCACCAAAACGACGCAUGUGUGCUUUUAUUCCGUCUUGGAUCAUCACGACUUCAAUCAUCCUCUUUAUUAGUAUAACCACCAUCGUUCGACCUGACCAACCUUAUAACCACAUGGCAAGCAGCUUGCCAUGGCGAUUACUCGAUUCGGUCAAACCUAAAUUUGGUCUCUGCGCUUCUCAAAAUGAAUGGCCUCUCAAGGAACUCACUGAACAGUCCAAGUGGAUUGCCCCCAAGGGUGGUUUCAAGGGCUGGGCGCCCAGCAAAAUUAACAACGACUAUGUCAAGACCUACAGAGAUAACCCUCCUAAAUGGUUGCCUAGUCCUAUCCCCAGUGGAUUCCUCAAAUGGGACACUGAACGAUACAAAAACGAGACUGAUAAGAAGGAUGGUCCUAGUGACACAUGCCCAAACACCCUGCAAGAUCGGGGAUUUUAUAAUCCUGUCAACGACCCUAUGCGGAUUACUAACCUUGACCAAGACAUCAUUGCUCCCAUCCAAGAGGCAUUACACAACAGCUCUGUCAAGAUCCGCCACAUUGCUCUUAUCCUCAUGGAGAGUAUGCGUGAAGAACUCUUCCCACUUCAACAGGGCAGCGACAUGCACCGUAUCAUCAUGGAAUCGCAUCAAGAAAAGCUUAGAGAUGAAAUCAACAGUCGCGUGUCACGCUUGACACCAAACUUCGAGAGAAUUACAGGAAAACCUGGCAACUAUGCAAGCUCAAAUGGUACUGCUUACACUCGACCCGAAAACCUAGCCUGGAAGGACCAGGACAAGCCUGGGUUUGGUGGUAUCAACGUUGUAGGAGGUCUUACUACCAGCAGCGUCUCGACUAAGAGCCUCGCUGCAGCUCAUUGUGGCGCGUGGCCCAUGGCCGUCAACAUGUUCGAAGAGGCCGAACUCGAGAGCUAUCAGCCCUGCCUUCCCCAAGUUCUCGAACUAUUCAACAAGGUCAAAGCCAACCAGACAGAAAAGCGACAGUGGUGGGGAUCGAAUCAAUGGUGGGGAACAAGUGGAAGUCAGCAAGCCAAGUUCCACGAGUACCAAUGGAAGCCCGCAUUCUUCCAGGCGGUUACAGACUCCUAUGACCGACAGGACAAGUUUGAUUCCAAGAUCGGAUUCAAUUUCAAGGUCACGAAGCCAAAGCUCGAUGAAGAGGCCCUCAGCAACCCCGAGAUGGAAGAGAUCAAUUAUUUUGGAUAUCCCGAGACAGAUCUGAAGGAGCACAUCAGGAAGUACAUCAGCGAUGGAUUGGCCGAGAACAAGCGUCUCUUCAUGUCGCACUUUACUAGCACAACUCAUCAUCCUUGGGGCGUGCCUAAAUGGUUCGAAACCGAGAAGUACAUGGGCAAGGAGGGCGGCCGACACCAAGAUUUUGACAAAUAUCUCAACACCAUUCGCUUCACUGACACCUGGCUCGGUGAGCUGAUGCAGAUGUUUGAGGACGCUGGAAUCGCGGACGAAACCCUUGUUGUAUUUGUUGGUGACCACGGACAAGCUUUCAAGGAGGAUUUCUCCAAGACGGGUACCUACGAAAACCGCCACAUUAGCAACUUCCGAGUUCCUAUUUCCUUCCGUCACCCUGCCAUCCCUCGCGUCCAAUACGAGGCCAACGUUACCUCCAUCUCUAUCCUCCCUACUAUUCUUGACCUCCUUGUCAACUCAGGAUCGUUGAACCAGGAAGACUCCGCCAUCGCAUCCGACCUCGCCAAUGAUUACGAAGGUCAAUCCCUUAUUAGACAAUACCAAAAGACCAAAGAUGGCCGCCGUGCUUGGAACUUUGGGCUUAUUAACCCAGGUGGCGGCAUGCUCACAGUCACAUCAGCCGACGCGCCGUGGCGACUGGCAGUUCCUCUGAAGAAGGACCUCGAAUACACAUUUACAGAUCUUAGCAAAGAUCCGCUCGAGCUAGAUGCUCUAGACAAGUGGACCAUCAAGUCUAUGAUUAAGGCAGUGAAGCGCCAGUACGGCGAUGAAGCCGCGAACUGGGUGCGAGAAGCUGACGAGGUUGCCCACUGGUGGGCUCUCGAACGAAGACGACUUUGGGGAUACAACCCCAACGAGGACUAA
Molecule: messenger RNA, 2712 nt
Organism: Fusarium venenatum
Lineage: Eukaryota; Fungi; Ascomycota; Sordariomycetes; Hypocreales; Nectriaceae
Product: alkaline-phosphatase-like protein
Source: RefSeq, a predicted model, not a curated record